Messenger RNA from Cutaneotrichosporon oleaginosum, 1452 nucleotides. NCBI's taxonomy places the organism in Eukaryota, Fungi, Basidiomycota, Tremellomycetes, Trichosporonales, Trichosporonaceae. The record is from RefSeq and is a predicted model, not a curated record.
AUGCCCAAGGCUCCCAAGGGAAAGGGCAAAGACAAAAGCCGCCAAACCUCCCCAGAAGUCGUAGAAUUCACUCCAUACGCGCGCAUCCACGCUGUGCCAAGGCCCAACAAAUCACACUCCCAGUCGGAACCAGUACACCGCAAAUACCAUCACCCACACCAUCUCCAGCCCGCCGCGCCCCCCCGAGGCGAAGGCGUUUCUGCCAACUCGGCCAGGCGCCGCCGCCUGAAGAAGCGCCUCCGUAAGGGCGAGAGCGGCGUUUCAGCCGUCACCAUUGAGGACGCCGAUGAUUCGGAUGUGUAUGAGGUGAAGGCUGAGCCCAACGGCACGACCUCAUCAUUGCGUCUCACAAACCGUAUCAAGCCCGAUUCGGACGCGCCCGACACUGGGCGCUGCGGCCUGUCCACCUCGGACAUGAAUGGCACCCAUGCCCCGGAACAACACCUCAAGCGCGAUCUCGAGGUCGCACACCUGCGGAAGAAGGUUUCCACUAUGGCUAAGGCAGAUGAGGAAACCCAGAAAGGCAUUGCGCAGAUGCGCGCGCGCAUCGCCGAGCUUGAGCACACUCUUGAGAUGCAGCUGGCGGACAUGGGCAAAACAAAGGAUGAAAUUGAGGUAAAGGAGAAGCUUAUCAACGACCACAGCAGUCGAAACGACAGCCUUUGCGAGCUCCUCCACUGCGGUGUCUGUAUGGAGCCGCUCGACGACCCCUACACGCUUCAAUGCGGUCAUACGGCGUGUCUCAAAUGUCUGCAAGGGUGGUUCCGCUCGCCGACCGCAUACCCUGCAGCCGACAUCGAGGCGAUCGACGAGGAGGACGAUUUAACGUACCGCACCAAGACUUGUCACAUGUGCCGCACCCCAAUCUUCCGUCGGCCGAUUCGCAACAUCCUCCUCAACCAUGUCUUGGAGUUGACUGGGCUGGCUGCCUCCGCUGUCAACGCAAAGUCGACAUCGAGAGCAGAGCUGGACUUGAUGUGGUCGAAGAUCUUUCCUCCCGAGCCCAGUUCCUGGAUCUUGCACGACGACAUCGACAACGUCAAUCGCUGUCCCAACUGUGGAUUCGAAGUUACCUACGCCGAGUGUGAUCGCUGCGGCAGCACCUUCUCUGCUCCCGGCUCUGCACGCGAGCCGGUGGAGGUCUUUGAAGUCCCGGACAGAGUCGAUCUUGGCAACGGCCUGCUGCUGGAUCCGCAGAUCGCGGCUAUGAACGCCUUCCGUGCUCCGCGGAGACAGCGUGACCGCCACUUUCUCGUCGACGAUGAGGCUGAGGACGACGAAGAUGAAGAAGAGGGCACAGUUGAGGAAGACGAGGAAGACUAUAACGCGCAUCUCCUUCGGACGCUCGAUGCCGUCGACUACGGUGGCUGGGGGAGCACCAGCUCUCUGUCUUAUGCCGGUGACAGUGACGGCGAACGCAGUCAACGGCCCGCGAAGUGGCGGCGCCUAUGA